UGGAGGCGGGUCAGAAUUGACUGAGGGAUUUUUUUUAGUGUUUUUUCAGCUGCUGCAAUUGGUGCAUCUUCUGGCGCGCAUUCUGGUGAUCCGCUGUGAUGUUGUCAUCCCUCCUGAGACUGUGGGACACGAUGGUCCCUAGGAAUUUGAAUGAUUCAACCACAGCUGAGUCCUCAAUCCCAAGGGGGAGAUGUGUGUGUUGGGGGGAGGUCUUUCCUGAAGUUAACCACAAAAUCCAUUGUGUUAUCCAAGCUAAAAUCAUCAAAAACUAAAACCAUCCAAACAAACAGUGCAGUUUAAACAAUGACGUCUGAUAUGAAACACGCAGGAAUGAUGUAUUUCUAGUCUAGUGACAUACUUAUAUGCAGUUUAGCUGUAUUGCGUCAUUCUGGGUGGUUUCGACUGUAACAUAAUUGCUCUAACCCACAAAACCAUUCAUACAAGGCAAACUGUUCUAUUACACCAAACUGACAACAAAGGACACACGUAUGAAGAUGCAAAAAUGUCCACCAGAGAUAGAAUCUCAGAUUCUGAUAACUUACUCCAACUCCCAGAGCUGAGGAUUGUGCUGCUGGGCUACAGAUUAGCUGGAAAGAGUUCAGCAGGAAACACCAUCCUGGGCAAAAAACUGUUCAAUUCAAAAGAGACAACUGCUCUGUGCAUGAAGAGACAGGGUGAGGUAGCGGGACGCUGGGUCACUGUGGUUGACACUCCAGGAUGGUGGUGGAACGAGCCCGCAAAAUGGACUUCCGAGCGGGUUAGACGGGAGAUCGUUGUCAGCCGGUCCAUCUGUCCUCCAGGACCUCACAUUUUCCUCCUGGUCAUACGGGGGGAUGAUUCAUUCACUGAGGAAUACAGAAUGGCCGUACAGGAACACCUGGAGCUUCUCGGAGAGACAGUCUGGAGAAAAACCUUAGUGUUGUUCACACGUGGGGACUGUCUGGGAGACUCCAUUGAGCAGCACAUUGAGAGUGAAGGGAAGGCCCUCCUGUGGCUUGUUGAGAAAUGUGGAAACAGGUAUCAUGUCUUGGACAAUAAAUACAGGGGUGAUGGACCUCAGGUCACUGAGCUGCUGGAGAAGAUAGAGGAGAUGGUGGUAGAAAACAAUGGAGAUGGAGGACUGUCUCAAACCAACUGGGAGGACUGGAGUUUCCUGAAGAAACGGGGGCCAUUAAGACGAACAAACAGCAUGAGCAACAAAAUAUACAGGUCCGGAGGUUCUAUAUCUGACAACUCAUCACUGGGAGCCUCCAUCAACGGCUCAAUACGCUCUGCAAUAGACAGGCUGCGGGCAAGAUCUUUGGGAAAUUGUGACAUGGCCUCGCUCAGCUCUGGCAUCGCCUCCAUGAGUCCCAGUGAAGAGUCUUCACAGAGUUCCAGGCUGGGAGGGUUUCUGUUACCCAGGAUACUCAGACGCAAAAAGAACCUGAGUACCGUCAAUGAGUCCGAUGUAAAUAUAAGGAAAUAGGAAUAAAUUACACAUCCCAGGGGUGAUACAACUGGACCGAAAAAGACAAUAAAUAUUUGAUAUAUCGAACUCUGAUGUGAAGUUACCAAAUAAAAUUGAGUAGUAAGUGCCAAUGCAUGAGAAUGGGAACACAGUUUCUGUCUGUCUGUCUGUGUCUACCUAUUUAUCCAUGCACAGUUGGAAUCAAAGGCACAAAUGUCAGGAAGUGAACUGAAAAUCCAAUUCAAUGAUUGAAUUGACCGCUUUAAACUUGAACUAAUCAGUCUCUAAGCUGUAGAAGUCUGCCUGGCCGCCACACACGAUUCUUGGUGCGCCAAAUUUGAAGUGCCUGGUUAUCAAAUUAAUAGUGGGACGCCCAUCUUCUCUAAACAAUACAUUGAUAGUCUAGUUAUAACCUAUCAGUUCACAAUGUUGAGCCAAGUCAUAGUCUGCCAGUUAAGUAUGUCUAGUUUAGUCAUAACCAACACAUUUUGUAUGUCUAGUCAAGUAAUCGUGAACCUGAAUAGGGUAAUUGUGUGUGUUGUGCAGCGACUGCAAGCUGAUAUAAUCAUUUGUUAAUUAAGGGCUGAUCACAGAAUUGAAUAGAGCUAACUGUUAUAUAUCUAUAGCCUGGUGAAAAAGUGGUGAAAGAAUGAAGGCAUUAAAAUGGCGCACGUAUACGAUUCUGACCUCGGGGAUGUGGCAUAAUGAAAUUGUACAAGUACUUGCACUCAGAACUGCACGCAAAGAAAUAAUUGGAGGCCAAGAUGCUAAAAGAAAAAUUGCUGAAAGAAAAAUGAAAAUAAUUGCCUCAUGCAAUCAUCAGUGCUGGUGUCUGAUAGUUUAAUUGUACCUGUCAUGUUUGUUAUGGACAGCUACUAUGUCUUUUGAAGGGAUGUCAGGUAAUGCUUUGUACAUCACUGAUGAUGGCAUUAGGCCGCUUGCCAAGUGUUGUAUAUCACUGACAUUGGCAUAAGGCACGUUUGGUUUUGAUUUUAGCUUUUCCUUUGAACACUUUGCCCUUUCACCCUUUGCAUUUUUUUUUUUAUUAUUAUUUUUGCAUCUGUGCCUCCUUCGAUUAUUCUUGGUCUUUCUCUCUUAAACUCAUUAGAGAUUCUUCUUCACGCCCACCAGACCCCAUUCAUUCCAGACUGAGUGCAAUCCCGUGGAUGUUCUCUCUUUUUAGCAUCAGCAUUAGAAUAACUAAAUGCAGCUCUGUUGUGCAGUGGGCUACACACUACAGUACAAUGAAGCUGUGUUUUGUAACAUUUCAAUGCGUUCCUUACAGACCUACAGUAGUCGUACACAGCGUUCCGUGGGCGGGUACGCUGUGUUUGAAUAAAUAGAAAUGUAUAGCUUAUCCCUCUUUAAAAAAAAAUAACACUGACUGCAAUGGUGCUUGGCCGCCCAGACGAACCAGGGUGAGUUUGACCUCAGCUAUCAAAGCUAUUGGAGCUGUUACCAGUGAUGGCACUGAAGGUAUGAUUCUCUUUGUCCCUCUAGGAUGUUCGUAAGCUGAGCACUGAACAAUUUAAAAUUGCCUGUGGUGAUAUUGCGGUUGGAACAAAGCCUGUCUGGUAUGAGAAAGGCAAUGGCAGUGCCUAUGUGUGAGACUUCCCAAGGCCCCAUGCAGGCGGAGGGUCUAAACUGUAACCUCAUGGUAAUUGUUGGAUCUCAAAUGUGAAGGAGUAUAGAAACAAUAGACAAGAACAUGUAACUCUGUCCCAAUGUCAUUGGAGGGCAUUGUGUAUGUGUAAAAAAGACUGGAUUAUUAUAAUAUUCCUGAAUAAA
Esox lucius (northern pike) is the source of this 3238-nucleotide messenger RNA. Its product is annotated as GTPase IMAP family member 9. The transcript is spliced from 4 exons. Bases 503 to 1468 code for a protein of 321 amino acids. Lineage: Eukaryota; Metazoa; Chordata; Actinopteri; Esociformes; Esocidae. The record is from RefSeq and is a predicted model, not a curated record. Gene Ontology annotation, molecular function: GTP binding.